ACUCACAGAAGAGCUUUCUCUCUAAACAGCUUCGAAAAUCUCUCAGAGCUUCUUCUUCGCUUUUAGGGUUUUUGCACUUUUGUUCGAGUGACCCAACUUCAAAGCUUAUAGAUCGUUACCUGAGAAAAUGGUGGGUAUGUCGAUGCAGCCAUAUGGUAUCCAAUCGAUGCUUAAAGAAGGUUACAGGCAUCUCUCUGGUCUCGACGAAGCCGUCAUUAAGAACAUUGAAGCUUGCAAGGAGCUCUCCACCAUUACUCGCACCUCUCUCGGUCCCAAUGGAAUGAAUAAAAUGGUUAUCAAUCAUUUGGACAAACUGUUUGUCACUAAUGACGCUGCUACGAUUGUGAAUGAACUGGAGAUUCAACACCCGGCUGCUAAACUUCUGGUUUUAGCUGCUAAGGCUCAGCAAGAAGAAAUCGGAGAUGGAGCUAAUCUGACUAUCUCUUUUGCUGGUGAGCUUCUUCAAAACGCUGAGGAGCUUAUCAGGAUGGGGCUUCAUCCGAGUGAAAUCAUUAGUGGAUAUACUAAAGCUGUCAACAAGGCUGUUGAAAUACUGGAACAACUGGUUGAGAGUGGUUCUGAGACCAUGGAUGUUCGUAACAAGGAUGAAGUUAUUUCUCGGAUGAGAGCAGCUGUUGCAAGCAAGCAGUUUGGGCAAGAGGAAAUAAUAUGCUCUUUAGUUGCUGACGCAUGUAUUCAAGUGUGCCCAAAGAAUCCGACAAACUUCAAUGUGGAUAAUGUCCGUGUUGCCAAGCUUUUGGGAGGAGGCUUGCACAAUUCUUGCAUAGUCCGGGGUAUGGUCUUGAAAAGUGAUGCUGUUGGUAGCAUUAAGCGAAUGGAGAAGGCGAAGGUUGCUGUAUUUGCUGGCGGCGUUGAUACUACCGCAACCGAGACCAAAGGAACUGUCCUCAUUCAUAGUGCUGAGCAGCUAGAGAACUAUGCAAAGACAGAGGAAGCUAAAGUUGAGGAGUUGAUUAAAGCUGUUGCAGAAUCAGGAGCCAAAGUAAUCGUUAGUGGGGGAUCAAUUGGAGAAAUGGCAUUGCAUUUCUGUGAGCGCUACAAGAUAAUGGUAUUGAAAAUCAGCUCAAAGUUUGAACUGAGGCGCUUCUGCCGUACAGCUGGGGCUGUCGCCCAUUUGAAGCUUAGCCGGCCAAGCCCUGAUGAUCUGGGGUAUGUUGAUUCUAUAUCAGUUGAGGAAAUUGGUGGUGUGACAGUCACGAUUGCAAGAAACGAGGAAGGUGGUAACUCCAUCUCUACCGUGGUUUUGCGUGGAAGCACAGAUAGCAUUUUGGACGACCUUGAGAGAGCUGUUGAUGAUGGUGUUAAUACAUACAAGGCCAUGUGCAGAGACAGCCGUAUUGUUCCCGGGGCUGCAGCUACCGAGAUAGAAUUGGCUCAAAGAUUGAAGGAAUAUGCCAAUGCAGAAAUAGGGUUAGACAAAUAUGCCAUCUCCAAAUACGCCGAGAGUUUUGAGUUUGUACCGAAAACCCUUGCAGAUAAUGCUGGCCUCAAUGCCAUGGAAAUCAUAGCCGCUCUGUACACUGGACAUGGAUCUGGAAACACAAAACUAGGCAUUGACUUAGAGGAAGGUGCUUGUAAAGAUGUUUCAGAGACAAAAGUAUGGGAUCUUUUUGCAACCAAGUUAUUUGCUCUUAGAUAUGCUUCAGAUGCUGCAUGCACUGUACUUCGUGUAGACCAGAUUAUAAUGGCGAAACCAGCCGGUGGACCAAGGAGAGAUGCAGCUCAAGCUGCAGGUGCUGGUGCGGAGGAAGACUAAGCCGGAGAACAAUUACCUCGUAGUGAAACUCUCCCUUCUUUUGUAACCUUUUGUUCUUUCAGUUCUGAGAAAAUUUUGGUGUGUCUCAGUUUAAGAUUUGUGAUCUUUGUAUAACACACCACCUACUUAAGUGUUUUGCCUUUUUUUGUUGUUGUCUUGUUUAGUUCUUCCCAACACUGAAAUUUUCCGGUUUAGCUAGUGAAGUUAUUACUAGGACCUUCUCAGUUAAGACUUCGAUCCGGUUAAGUUUAAUUCUGAUUAAAUGUGAAUUUGCCAU
Arabidopsis arenosa is the source of this 2054-nucleotide messenger RNA. Lineage: Eukaryota; Viridiplantae; Streptophyta; Magnoliopsida; Brassicales; Brassicaceae. The record is from the annotation of a GenBank genome assembly.